UAUUUAUCUGUCUAAACUCUAAAUUCUUUUUUUACUAUAAUCAUUAAAUAUCCACACUUUUUCUUUUAGAUAUUACAAUUUCACUCAAGAAAUUACCGAACUCACUUAAGUAACUGUAAUCUGUAUCCGUAAAUCGUGUUUCAAAAGUUAGAAGUUAGAACUUGAAUUCGCAGUUCAACAAAGUGCAAUGCUAAAGUGGAUUAAGAAUACUCAUUCAAGGUGAAUGUGCACUGAAAUGAAUUUACAAACAUUAUUCCAGGAUUUUAAUCCCAGUAAAUUCGUCGUGCACACUUGUUUGUCAAUUUUUACGGCAUUACUGGCUUUAAAGUUGGACAACACAAUUGAUUGGUCCUACUGGUCAGUUUUUGCACCAAUAUGGAUUUGGAAAUUUCUUGUGGUUCUUGGUGCUACAAUAGGAACCUAUGUUUGGUGGCAAUAUCCACAUUUCAGAUUAGAAGGUGAAGCCUACAUACAUUAUAAGGCAAUGCUCAUUAGUCUUGCCAUACAUUUAAUAUUGUUAAUGUUUGAGCUGCUUGUGUGUGACCAAUUGACUACAUAUCGCCAUUUUUGGAUUCUUAUUUUCAUACCAUUAAUAUUUAUAAGCAUAGUAUCUAUUGCUAUUUGUAUAUGGUGUGUAAAACAUGACCGAAGUUAUGAGUUGGAACUAUUUUGUGCUGUUAACAUUCUACAAUUCAUAUUUUUGGCUUUGAAAUUAGAUACCAUUAUAACUUGGUCUUGGGAAGUGGUUUUUGUGCCUCUUUGGAUACUAAUGUGUCUUAGUUUGGUUGGUGUGCUAUAUAGCAUAAUGUUCGCGGGUAUUCUUCUACGCUCGCCCGAAGCCAACAUCCAACAGCGGAGAACGAGUUUUAACUCCGCCAUGGCCUAUACAUUCACUGUUGUACCUAUUUUGGUGUUCCUGGUUCUACUAACAAAUAAGUUGGAUGAUAGUCCAGACAACAGAUUUACAUACAUCGUAGUAGUCAGCCCACUGUUUGUCACUUACGCUACGCUUAUUAUCAUGUCAUUCAGCUCCAAAGGAGGUAAUAAAUGGUGGUUUGGGAUUCGAAAAGACUUCUGCCAGUUCCUUCUAUCAGUGUUUCCUUUACUGCAAGAGUACGCAAAUAUCGCGUAUAAUAAUAACGUCAAUCGUGGAUCGGUUCCAAACGAACCCGUUAAUCAAGAACCUUAUAGAGACGAAGAAAAGAAAGUCCAUAGAAAACAGAAGAAUCAAAAGAAAAAUGAAGCUUUAAAGCCCGUCGUACCAGUAACUAGCAUAGAUAUGCCCGAUUGAAAAUCCAAUAUUCAAUCCUGGGUCAAUCAAGAGAAUCAAGGUAAAUUAUGCCAAUUUUUUAUAACUAACAAUUAAUUGGUAAUAUAUUUGAUCUUAAUUGAUGAGAAAUUAUUAUAAGUUUAAUCAGCAAAUGCCUAAUAUAUACCCGCGAAAACGUUGGCCGCCAUGUUUGUAUUCCUUAUGUCAAUAUAGUAAAUGUCAAAUUAUGAUGGCUGACAAAGACAAUAAACGAAAUAAAGGUGCAUAUUUAAAAAUGUCAACCAUUAUCAACUGGUUAUUUGUUCAGAGAAUGUUAUUAAAAUUUACACUUUUUUCACAAUUGUAUACACAGCUGUAUGCGAGCUUCAGAAAAUGGGAAUCAAGUUUUACUUUAGUUUUUAGUAUUAAAUUAUAUGAAACUCAAUAAUUUGCACAAUAGUAUUUAGUAUAUAUUUAAUUGCACAAUUAUCUUUUUUUAAUAACUUAGAAUGCGUUAAAACUGGGUGGGGUAAUUAAACCAUAGACAAGGCGAGUCUGUAGGAAGAGUAGGAUAGCUUAUCUCGCUCCCCCAGAUUGUACCAGUUACAGAUGACAAAGAUAGUAUGAAGCAAAGAGAAUAAGAAUUCCUAUAUAAUUUUGUAUUCAGGUCAACUAUAUGAAACGUGGGUAUUAUUUUCGUUAACUCUGUUUUUUAAGGAGUGAAUUUUGUUUUAGACCAUGAGCAGCAUGACAGUAAAGUAGUCUUUUUUGUAUUUAUAUUGAACCCUUACUGUUAUUUCAAUAAUGUGUUCAGUUGUCAAUAGUUUGUACAUGCAUAGCUAACAAUUCACAAGUAUAAGCCUUAAAUAGCUAUUUAAUGUUUUGCCCUCAUCACCCCAGUGUAACAGAGACAAAAUUAUAGCGGGAUAGGGAUUCAUUGAUUCCAGUGUCUGAUUAGCCCAUUAAAAUCAUCUCAUUUUUUUAUAAUAAAUUAAGCGUAUUUCCCUAUUAUUUUGAUUUAGUUUUCAGUCAGUAAAGUCAACGUAUAUUACAUAAAAUGAUUCACAUUGUAAGUCAUUUCGUACAUUAUACAAAUUCGUAUUUGCAAUUGCUAAUGAAAAGUGAUUUUUUUAGUAUUAAAUUAUUUUGUGUGUAAAAAGUAUUUAGUCCGUAGUUUUGUGAUGCAGAUAUAUAUAAUUGUACAGAAUGACAAGCACAAUGAGUCGUCAGAGAUCAUCAGUCUAAAAUAAUCUUCCUAACAAAAUUAAACGUAGCUAAAACCUAUGUAUGUCAUUGAAGUCGAAAGCUGAAUUUGAUCUAUAGAAUUGCUAUAUUCCAAAUCUCACAAAAGUCGGUUUCGGAUAUAAAUUAUUAAAAAAGAUUGAAGGUAGCCGAUAUUUUACGAAACAAAUAUAUUAUAUGUACUUGAACCGAAUUUAGAAACAAAGCUUGCUGAAUUUGGAAAGUAUCUCGGAAUUUAAGUAAAUUAUGAAAAUCAAUUUCUCUAAAUGCUAGAUGUCCUUCGUGACAUGAACUAAUAAAUCCUUUGUUCUUUAUUUGGUGGAUAAGUUAUUCGGAUUUUAUUGUAUUUAACCACGCAUAUUUCCUCUUUACGGUUAUUUUUUAUAUUAGUUUAUGUAUAACCACUAAAUCAAGUCUAUGUAAGCAAGUAUGACACUUGCUUUAAAAAAUCUGGUGAAAAAUAAUGUACUGGAAUUUCAAAUGUAUAACGUAUAUUUAAUUACUGUGCACAAAACUGAAUCAUAUUUAUAAACCUAAAUAACUUAGAAUAUUUAGUAAUAUGACCCUACAAAAUGUUAGUUUUUGGAUGUUUAUAGUGCGUUCAUUUGUUAUAGACAUGACAAUGUACUUUUUAUUUUCCCGCACUUCUAGUAUUAUCUGUGUUAAUCAUAGAGCUAGUUUCAAAUGUAUAAACGUUCAUAGAAGUAUGUUGUUGGAACAAUAGACGUAAUUUAUAAUUUUUAUAGAUACAAAAUAAUUCGACCAAUACAAAUAAAGAAAACAUUGGAAAGAAAAGUGUACAAUAAUAACUAGAAUAUUGAAAUGCGUAAUAUUGUUUCUUAGAAUACCACGGCAACUAUAUAUAUAUAUACAACUAUUUAGUAAUAAAACGAUAGCAUCCAUUUUAUUGUUAUACAAUCAUUAUAUUUGCUUGCGAUGAUAAAAUUGUACCCCAAUUAAAUGCCGGCAAUCAUUGUAUAUCAAGCAUUGCUCUUCAUAUCAUUGGUGUUUUAAAUAUAAAUGGUGCUUUAAAUUUUAGAAUAUAUUUGUAAAUAUUGUUUAAAGUUAUGUAAAGGGUUCAAAUGAUGCAAGUAGAGAAUAUGGAUGUACUUAAAGAGAUUUAGUAAAAAAUUACUGAUUCUUCUACUGUUCGCCAUACUUUUUUUAUUCUUUAUUUUACAAAAUAAUAUAUAAUAAUACAAUAUGUUACAUUAGAAACCCACUGUGAUUUGAAUUAAUGUAACUGGUAACUUGGUAUGUGUGUCGCGUCAUUGUUAAACUUAAACGGUAAGAAUUUAUUUUCGUAUAUUAAAAGCAGAGUGAUUAAUCUGGCGUAUAUUUAAUUUGUAUAAUUAACCACUAUCAAAACUUAAUCAACUUGGUUUAAAUAAAAAUAGCUGGUUUUCGGGAAAGAAAUGGAAUUCUCAAUUGUAUAGGCAGCGGCACGUAAGUCUAGCGCUGGUCGAUACGUGGAGCGGAUUGCUAUUGUGUACUGUGGUGCGGGGGACGGAAUGCGACUGGAGAGCCAAUCGACGCUCUUCAUUCCGCUAGCCCCCCUCAGGUUUUUUACUUCUGCGCAAUAACGGUCAGCGCUAGAGUUUCGUGCCGCUACUUGUAUUAAACUAAUCGUCGACUUUUCGCAUACUUAGGUAAAUAAAAUUUAAAUAGCUAUUUCAUUAAGUAGAUGCAUAUUCUCUACGAUCUUUUUAAGUUUUAAGUCAUAAUUUAUGUAUUUGUUAUUAGGCACUUGAAUGUUAAGCAGUAGGUGCAAUUAGGUACGAAGUAUUUUUUUAAUUAGAUGUAACUAAUUUAAGAUUUUUGUUGCAUAACAAUGAAUUAAUACUGUGAUAUACUCUUCCUAUUCGCUUCUCAGAAUGUUAUUUUGUUAAUAUUUUUUGUUUCAAAUAAAGUGUGCAGUUGUUAAGCGA
Molecule: messenger RNA, 4419 nt
Organism: Pieris rapae (cabbage white)
Lineage: Eukaryota; Metazoa; Arthropoda; Insecta; Lepidoptera; Pieridae
Product: transmembrane protein 185B
Exons: 7
Coding region: 224-1291 (355 amino acids)
Source: RefSeq, a predicted model, not a curated record